AUGCCUUCUUCUAACGAAACUUAUUUUAUCACUGGUGGUAAUAAAGGUAUUGGCUUUGAAAUAGUCACUCUAUUAUCCAAAUCCAGUGAUAAGAAUGUCAUCAUCACCACUACUAGAUCUCCAGAAAGAGCCAAGAAGUUGUAUGAAUUAGCUAAGAAGUUCACUAACAUUCAUGUUAUUGAUUUAGAUGUUGGAGAUGCCAAAUCAAUCAAUACUAUUGAAGCUCAAUUAGACAAGAUUGGAGUUAAAGGAAUUGAUAUUUAUAUUUCCAAUGCUGCUAUUUUCCAAUCAUUGGAUCCAAUUUUAAAGACCGAUGCUGAUGUAUUUUUAAAACAUUAUGCUGUCAACACUUUAGGUCCAUUUUUAGUAUUUCAAAAGGUAUAUAAAUACUUAUUAGCCAAGGACACUAGAAAGGCUAUUUUUAUUAGUUCAGUUUCAGGUACUAUCUCUAAAAGUCCUUCAUUUCAUACUACUGCUUAUGGUCAAUCCAAAGCUGCUUUAAAUUAUUCUGUUAUUCAAUUAUCAAAAGAAUUAGCUUCCGAAAAUUUCAUUGUAGUACCACUUCAUCCAGGUACAGUUACCACAGAAACAGUCGUAGGAUCACUUGCCCCUCUUGAAUAUACUGAUCCAAAUUCCUAUGAAACAAUCAAAGCUCGUAUGAUUGGUCCAGAAGAAAGUGCUAAAGGUUUGAUUUCGGUCAUUAAUGGACUCGAAGCAAAAGAUUCUGGCAUUUUCUAUAAUUACAAAGGUAAAGUUUUACCUUUCUAA
Molecule: messenger RNA, 768 nt
Organism: Scheffersomyces coipomensis
Lineage: Eukaryota; Fungi; Ascomycota; Pichiomycetes; Serinales; Debaryomycetaceae
Product: SDR family oxidoreductase
Exons: 1
Coding region: 1-768 (255 amino acids)
Cellular component (GO): cytoplasm
Molecular function (GO): alcohol dehydrogenase (NAD+) activity
Source: RefSeq, a predicted model, not a curated record